This is a messenger RNA of Aspergillus niger, 777 nucleotides long. RefSeq lists its product as uncharacterized. The record is from RefSeq and is a predicted model, not a curated record. The coding region runs from base 1 to 777 and encodes 258 amino acids. The transcript has a single exon. Lineage: Eukaryota; Fungi; Ascomycota; Eurotiomycetes; Eurotiales; Aspergillaceae.
AUGCCUCAAUGCAAGCCUUCAAUUGUGGUUGUUCCAGGAGCCUACGCCCUACCUGACCUCUAUGUUCGGGUGACUACAAGACUCGCAAGUUUGGGCUACGAAGUCCACACCAUCAGGCUAUCCAGCGUGGCCCCCAGCGAUGGUCCCCUUCCCGAGCCUGGCACCAUGUACGACGAUGCCGCGGUAAUUGCUCGUGAGAUUAACCAACUGGUGGAGCAAGGAAAGGAGGUUGUUGUGCUGGCGCACUCGUACGGCGGGAUGCCCGCCAGCCAGAGCAUCCAGGGUCUGGUGAAGAGGGAGGGCAGCGAGCACGCUGGUGGGGUGGUACAGCUGGCGUAUAUGACGGCUGUGGUGCCACCCGAGGGCAAGUCGUCUGUGGACGUAUUAGCGAAUGGUCCGAGUAUGGAUAUUUCCGUCGACGAAAAAGGAUGGAUGAGUCUCGUCGAUACCGCGGCUGUCGCAGCCGCAGCCUUCUCCGAUGUGCCCCCCGACGAGGGAAUGACAUGGGCUCAGCAGUUCACACACCAUUCAGCGGCCAGUAUGGCCAAUCCAUUGACGUAUGCCGGAUACAAGGAUGUCCCCGUCGCAUAUCUGCUGUGCACUGAAGACUUGGUCAUUCCGGCAGAAGUGCAGCAGAAGAUGAUUGAUACAAUUGCAAGUGAGGGUGGGCAGGAGGUAGACGUGACAAGAAUUGCCACUGGCCAUGUCCCCGUCACAAGUGCCCCGGAACUCGUGGUGGACUGGAUUCUGAGGAUUUUGAGCCGGGAGGUUAAGUGA